GCGAGCAGGAACUCAUCCCAGGGGUGAAUUCCUGAAUUUCAGAGCUGAAUUCUUGAGUCGUUCUCAUUCCAGGGAAUCGAACUCAUCCCAGGGGUGAAUUCCUGAGCCCAGAGCUGAAUUCUUGACCCGUUCUCAUUCCAGGGAGUGGAACUCGUCCCAGAGCUGAAUUCCUGAAUUCCGGAGCUGAAUUCUUGACCCGUUCUCAUUCCAGGGAGUGGAACUCGUCCCAGAGCCGAAUUCCUGAAUUCCCGAGCCCUUCUCAUCCCAGGGAGCCGAUGGAACCCCGGACCUUUCCCACCACGAAGCUGCUCCUGCUGGGGCUGAGCCUCCUCCUGUGCCUCGGAGCCGCCGAGGCUCUCCGGUGCCACCUGUGCAAGUACAAGGUCCCCUUGGUGGGCUGCCUGCGAGGCGCCAACGUGACGAGCUGCGAGCGCCGGGAGAAGUGUGCGCUCAUCAAAACCUCCCUGGGUAAGAUGACCCUUUACUACCAGCAGGGCUGCACCUCGGCCCUGAACUGCGGCCGGGAGCGCGCGUCGGACGCCGAGUCCCGGCUGAGCUCCCGCUACUCCUGCUGCGAGACCGACCUGUGCAACGAGGAGUGGGGCGAGGAGCGCCGGGACUGACCCGCCCUGGCGUGGGACCGCGGUUCGGGGGCGCCCCGAGCUGAUCUGACCCGGGGCUGCCCUCGCCAGGGGCAAAAAUGAGGGCUCGUUCACCACGCAAUUCCCUCGAGAAUGCUAUUUGUGAAAGAAAAUCACAAAAAUA
Molecule: messenger RNA, 765 nt
Organism: Melospiza melodia melodia
Lineage: Eukaryota; Metazoa; Chordata; Aves; Passeriformes; Passerellidae
Product: ly-6/neurotoxin-like protein 1
Exons: 3
Coding region: 276-623 (115 amino acids)
Cellular component (GO): protein-containing complex; external side of plasma membrane
Source: RefSeq, a predicted model, not a curated record